CACCGUACACAAUCUCAGCAUCUUUCUACCGAUGACAAAGAGACCUUCCGGGGAGACGCGCUGCGCGCCACCGCUUCCACUGCGUUGCGCUGCAGACAAACAGAUACCCAGACAGACAGACAGACAGAACGUCAGAAGGACAGUCAGACGGGUCUGUCUCUGCUGCUAAGUGUCGGUCUCUCGGUUCAGUGUCAGUAGGAUGCGCGGAGCAGCAGCAGCAUCAUCAGCACCAUCCUCCUCCUCCUCCUUCUCAUCAUCAUCAGCAGCAGCAGCUCUCGGUGGUCGUAGCCUCGCUGCUCUGUAGCUCGCCGUGAAGCAGUGGUCACCCAGAGCAGAGCGGAGACAUGAGCUGCAACUGGGGCACCGAGCUGUGGGACCAGUUUGAUAAUAUAGAGAAACACACCAGCUGGGGAAUCGACUUCCUGGAGCGAUACACCAAGUUUGUGAAAGAGCGAGCAGAAAUCGAGCUGAGCUACGCCAAACAAAUCCGGAGUCUGUCGAAGAAGUAUCAUCCAAAGAGAAGCAGGGAAGAUGAAAGCAGGUACACCUGGUGCGUGGCGUUUGCCGCAACACUGCGUCAGCUGAGUGACGUUGCAAAUCAAAGGGAAGAACUGGCUGAGAACCUGAAUACGCAGAUUGUUUGCGAGCUGGCAAGAUACACGCAGGAGCUGAAGUCGGAGAGGAAAUCGCAUUUCCAAGAUGGCCGUCGUGCCCAGCAGCAUAUCGAGAGCUCGUGGAAACAGCUGGAGUCUAGUAAACGCCGGUUUGAACGCGACUGCAAGGAGGCCGAGCGAGCUCGACACGUCUCUGACAGAAUCGACCUGGAGAACAAGACGGACGGAGAAAAGCGCUGCUCACUGAAGGCUCGACAGACGGCUCAACAGAAACAACAAGCUGCUGAAGAAUCGAGGAAGGACUAUGUGACCAGUUUAAGCCAGUUUAACCAGGACCAGCACCAGCACUACCACACUCUGGUACCUGUUAUAUACCAGCGUAUUCAGGACAUGGAGGAGCGUCGUAUUGAAAGGAUCUGUGAAGCAAUGCGCUCCUCAACGGAAGCUGAGAGAAAAGUACUUCCUGUUGUGGGUCGCUGCCUCGAUGCCAUGAUGGAUGCUGCUGAGAGUAUCCAGCCCAGGAAGGACACUCGUCAGGUGGUGGAGGUGUUCAAGUCGGGGUUCGACCCCCCGGGUGAUAUUGAGUUUGAAGACUACAGCACCUCCAUGAGGAGGAGCAUCUCAGAAUCGAGUUACCUCGACAACAGGACAGAGAACAGGAGACACAGCAGGAAAUUGUGGCCCUUUAUCAGAAAGAACAAGCUGUUGACCCUGCUCUCCUCCCCUCGACAACCUCCUCCUCCACCCCCAACCUCACCUUCACCAGGGGGCGUGGCCAAUAGUCCCCAGUCUCCACCCCCUGCUUCGAGAGAACCUAUCACACAGCGACUAAAUGACCUCAUGACCUCUGGCUCCAGAACCAGGAAGCAGUGUCUACGCAGCAUCAAAAGAGGGCUGUCACUCAAACUGGGCUCCAGUCCGGCAGAUUGCAGUCACCUUCCUCCCGAGCAGAGACGAAAGAAACUCCAGACCAGAAUCAACAACAUCAACCAGGAGAUUCAGAGGGAGAAGGAACAGAGAAAUGCUCUGUUGAAGAUGAGGGAGGUUUAUGAACAGAGUCCUCAGAUGGGCGACCCCAGCAGUGUGGAGCCACGACUGGAGGAAGUCAAGCACAGUCUGCAGAGACUGGAGGAGGAGCUACGGAGACACCAGGUGUGGUUGUCGGAAGUCGACAGCAGAAUGUCUGAUCCUGGCCCCAGACAGAGUGGAGGUUGUGGGUUAAAUUCCCAGGGGACGACACCAGGCAGCAGCAGUCUGAAACAACUGGACAACAGGAGUCCCGCCAGCAGAGAGAGUCCUGAUGGCAGCUACACCGAGGACCAAAAUGCAGAGCUUCACUUUAAGUCACGCAGUUCAGAGUUUGAUGAAGAAUUUGAUGAGGAAGAGCCUCUGCCCAGUAUUGGUACCUGCAAGUCUCUUUACCAGUUUCAAGGUCAGAACGAAGGCACUUUGUCCAUGGUGGAGGGAGAGCUGCUGUCUGUGGUGGAGGAGGACAAAGGAGACGGCUGGACCAGAGUACGGAGGAACAUGGAGGAGGAAGGAUACGUCCCCACGUCCUACAUCAAAGUCUUUCUGGACAGCAGUGCCAAAGGCUUUGUGCAGAGUAGUCGUCUAGUCUAGCGCAGUAAUCGCCCAGUGAGGACGCCUGGCCACAGGAAGUGAUGUAAAGGAAACAGCUCAGAGGAAGUGCGGUAACAGCUUUUUUUUUCAUUGGACAGUUGAACCACUCAAAUGACCUGGUCCAGUCAGCUGACGGACCAAUGUCAAAAUUUGUGACGGGAUUAAAAAAAGUUUGUGUCCGGUUCCGAAGUGAACCAGAGUUUUGAGUCUGAUCAAAUCGAUAACCUCCGAAACCAGUCGUCUUUGUUAUCAGUCAGAAUGUGUUUAUCGCUCUUUCUCUGGAUCUGUUGUUCGGCCUCAAUUCUAGAAAAGUUCUGGAAUCUGUAAUUUAAGCAUUUUCACUGAAAAAUUUAUAAACCCUGAAAUGAAUACAUCCCAAAAAAGCUGGGCCAUUGAUACAGACCAGAAUUCAAAGGUCAAGUCAAAGGUCACUUGGUGAAUUCUGUUCAGACAUUUUUUUUUCUUCUUUUAUUUCAGCUUUUCUAGAAAUGAGGCUGUUGUUUAACUUCAUGUGUGUUUUCAAAAGUUUGCUAAAAUGCUAAACUGACCAGUUUAUUAAUUACUAUUAUUAUUGUUAACAGGGUAAAAAUAUAGAAAGUGAUUAAAAAAAAGUUCAGUAGAGGAAACUCUCAAGUCCAAAAUGACCCUAAAGAUUUUUUUUUUAACAAUACAGAACUCACGGGGACUUAAUGUUCAGCUUCUACUGAAACGCUGCUCAUUCACCUGCUGCUGAAUUGCAUUCUGGGUCGUGCUUUGCUUUGACUGCAUUGCGUGUGACAUAAGCUCCCCAGUAUUCCCGUACAGGUGCUAGCCAGUCAAAGUAUGUUUACACUUCAGAGGUCGGACAAAAAGAGUCUAAAACACUUCUUCUUUUAGCGGCAACGUUAGCAUUUGUUCUGCAGCGACGUUAGCCGCAGGCUCGGUUUUUAAAUGCUAGUGUCAUGAUCUUCGACUCGAAGUAGUAGAGAAACACGACAUGUAAAAAUUUGAAAUAAAUGACAAAGUUGAAAAACAAAACAAAAAAAAAAAAAUCUGAUAAAAGUUUUUACAUUUUGACGCCAGAAUUUGUCUUUUUGUGCUUGGACCAUUUUUACUGAAUCGGUUUGUUUCUCCGAUCAACUGGCAAACUGAUCGGAGAUCAGUUCACUCGAGUCAAAAUAUUAUGUGGGAAAAAUGUUUUUAAACAAAGGGAUAAUUCUCCUGAUUGCAAAAAAAAAAAAAACUUUAGCGACUGGUGUCAUCAUUAACUAGAUGCACUAUUUCAUGACAGGUGUCAGACUGAAGGUGUGUAAAUAUGAGCUGUAGCUGCACAGGUGGAUUCUAACCCUGCCUCUGACAAUGACCUAGCCUGUAUUAGUGCCAUCGCUGCUUCUCGCGCUAUGAUUAUGUUGACUGAUUGUGUGAAAUGUGACACUUUCUUUUAUUUUAGAGUUAGCCAUUGUUUUUUUGUUUUUUUAAUCGAGACGUGGAACAGUUUAACCUGCUCUUUUCAACUACCUGUAUGUUCAACCUUCAGAUUAAAGUUCUGGAACUGA
Cynoglossus semilaevis (tongue sole) is the source of this 3769-nucleotide messenger RNA. RefSeq names its product formin-binding protein 1-like. Gene Ontology annotation, biological process: signal transduction. Bases 345 to 2234 code for a protein of 629 amino acids. Gene Ontology annotation, molecular function: protein binding. The record is from RefSeq and is a predicted model, not a curated record. The transcript has 18 exons. Lineage: Eukaryota; Metazoa; Chordata; Actinopteri; Pleuronectiformes; Cynoglossidae.